GAUUGGAAUCCAUAACCAUUACAGGUCAAACCCUACGGAAGUCCCGGAGUCGCAAUUGCACAUCGUUCAGCACGCUCGAGAGGCAUGGAGCGGCUGGCGGGCGUGUGCUCCUCGCUGAAGAGCGGCAGGAUGCUUGGCGUAGCGGCGGCCCAGCUCCUCGGCUCGUCGCAAGUCGCGCAGGCGGUCGCUCGCACCCUUCCAGUCUUGGGAGCUCGAUGGCUGGCGACCGCUGCCCCCUCGCCAGCUUUUGUUUACCAAGAGCUAUUUGAAAUGGCAAAGGCAAAUAUUCCGUGGCGCAAGCUCACGGGUGACCAUGUGUCCGUUGCCGACGCGGCGGGCAAAAAGGUGUUGCAGGUGGCGCCUGAGGCUCUGACGCUCCUGGCUGACAGCGCUAUGCGGGACGUGGCGCACCUGCUGCGGCCGGGCCACCUGCAGCAGCUGGCAAACAUCCUCAAGGAUCCCGAGGCCUCCGCCAAUGACCGCUUCGUGGCUCUGGAGCUGUUGAAGAACGCCAACAUUGCCGCCGGCUUCGUGCUGCCAGGCUGCCAGGACACCGGCACUGCCGCGAUCAUGGGCAAGCGCGGGCAGUACGUGUGGACGGACGGGCGGGACGAGGAGCACCUCAGCCGCGGCGUGUUCCGCGCAUACACCUCCACCAACCUGCGCUACUCGCAGGUGGCUCCCUUGGACAUGUUCAGUGAGAAGAACACGGGCACCAACCUGCCGGCCCAGAUCGAGCUGUUCGCCAGCCCGGGCAGCAGCUACGACUUCCAGUUCAUUGCCAAGGGCGGCGGCUCCGCCAACAAGACCAGCCUGUACCAGCAGACCAAGGCGCUGCUGAACGAGAAGUCGCUGACGGCCUUCCUGACCGACAAGAUCAAGUCGCUGGGCACCGCCGCCUGCCCGCCCUACCACCUGGCGGUGGUCAUCGGCGGCCUCAGCGCCGAGAUGAACCUCAAGACUGUCAAGCUGGCCAGCACACGCUACUUGGACACGCUGCCCACCAGCGGCAACGCCCUGGGCCGCGCCUACCGCGACCUGGAGUGGGAGGGCCGCCUGCUGGACAUCAGCCGCCAGCUCGGCAUCGGCGCGCAGUUCGGCGGCAAGUACUUCUGCCACGACGUGCGGGUCAUCCGACUGCCGCGGCACGGCGCCUCCUGCCCCGUGGGCGUGGGCGUGUCCUGCUCCGCGGACCGCCAGGCGCUGGGUAAGAUCACCGGCGAGGGCGUAUUCCUGGAGGCUCUGGAGCGCAACCCGGGCCAGUACCUGCCGGACGUGACACACGAGCAGCUGAGCACGGACGUGGUCAAGGUGAACCUGAACCGCCCCAUGCAGGAGGUGCUGGCGCAGCUGAGCUCCUUCCCCAUCCGCACGCGCCUCAGCCUGACCGGAACACUGGUGGUGGCGCGAGACAUCGCGCACGCCAAGCUGCAGGAGCGGCUGGCAGCUGGCAAGGGCCUGCCGCAGUACGCCAAGGACCACAUCAUAUACUACGCCGGGCCCGCCAAGACGCCGGAGGGAUACGCGUCAGGCAGCUUCGGACCCACCACUGCCGGCCGCAUGGACAGCUACGUGGACGAGUUCAUGGCUGCGGGCGGCUCGCUGGUUACGCUGGCCAAGGGCAACCGCAGCCGCGCCGUUACGCAGGCGUGCAAGAAGCACCGCGGCUUCUACCUGGGGUCCAUUGGCGGCCCUGCCGCCAUCCUGGCCCAGAACUGCAUCAAGAAGGUGGAGGUGCUGGAGUACCCGGAGCUGGGCAUGGAGGCGGUGUGGCGCAUCGAGGUGGAGGACUUCCCGGCUUUCAUCGUGGUGGACGACAAGGGUAACGACUUCUUCCAGAAGUGGCAGGUGUAGGGAGGAGUCGGCCUGGAGGGGGGCAGGAGCCGAGGAGUGGAAGGGGGAUUAUGCGCCCGAGCCCAACGAAAUAGGUCCGAAUAGUCAAGGAAUCGUCGCCCAACCCAGAAAUAGGUAUAGGAGCAAGGAGCAGCAGCGUAUGCAGUGGGCGUGGGCGUGCAGGGCGGAGAUUUGGGGGUGGGACUCGGUGGAGCAGGACUGGAGGCGUGCGCACGAAUGGAACUUGCCGGCUCGUGGCUUAUGCGGGGUGGGUUGGGCGGAGGGUGUUGUGAUCAGCAAGAGCGCAUGCGUUGGGGCAGGGGCCGAUGGUGUAGACGUGGAAGCUGAAGUGCAGGUAUAGGCCAUGGCGUGUGAGGUGGGCGAGGCAACAGCUAGCGUGGUGCUGGACACACGGUUUCGACGUGGACUGUGUGGCCUUGGUUGAAGUACCGGCACAGAGUCAAUGUUACGUGUCAGCGGCUCA
This is a messenger RNA of Chlamydomonas reinhardtii, 2317 nucleotides long. RefSeq lists its product as uncharacterized. The transcript has 13 exons. Gene Ontology annotation, molecular function: fumarate hydratase activity. The record is from RefSeq and is a predicted model, not a curated record. The coding region runs from base 85 to 1854 and encodes 589 amino acids. Gene Ontology annotation, biological process: generation of precursor metabolites and energy. NCBI's taxonomy places the organism in Eukaryota, Viridiplantae, Chlorophyta, Chlorophyceae, Chlamydomonadales, Chlamydomonadaceae.